AUGAAGUUUAAUAUUUAUUACUAUUUAUUUAUUGGUAUUCACUGUGUAUGUACGAACGCGACCGCGCCUAGCGUAUCUUCAAUCAAUAGAAUACUGAGAAACCGGGCUGCUGAACGAGCCGCGGCGGAGUUUGCGAGGGCUGCUGGCUACGGGUUGUAUGCUGCCCCUCCGCCGUACGGCAGCUUCCCGUGGGGCGGAAGCGGCGGGGUGUGGCCGCAUGGUGGCUUGCCUCUCCCACCAGGUGUAGCUGCACCGUCGGUAGGCGUACCUCACCCAGAUGCUAUGAAACAAGGCUUCUUAUCAUCAACGGGGAGAGGACUUAUUGAUGUCGACGGAGACGACUCGGGCUCUUUAGACGGUGAACAACCAAAGUUUAGACGAAAUAGAACCACAUUUAGUCCAGAUCAAUUAGAAGAACUUGAAAAGGAGUUUGAGAAGUCGCAUUACCCUUGCGUGUCUACGAGGGAGAGGCUCGCUUCUAAGACAUCUCUUUCUGAGGCACGUGUACAGGUUUGGUUUUCCAACAGACGAGCCAAGUGGAGGCGCCACCAGCGCAUGAACCUCCUCAAGCGCGGUGGCGGCUCACCUUCGCACCGCCUCCCACACUCACCCUCCCGUUCCCGAUCGCGUUCUUUGUCCCCGACGCGUGUAUACCACGCACCACAAAUGGGCGGAGAGAAUAGCGCGUUCAAGGCCCUCUCUCACGACGCUAACGCCAUGAAGGCUCUAUCACACGCUCAGUUCGAGACGAACGCGCUCAAGGCGCUAUCCCAGCAGACGUUCGAUUUCAAACCGCACCCUGGAUUAGAGAGCAGCGCGUUCAAAGCCUUUGUACCCAACUCCGCAGCGGCCUUGCUCGCUGCGCAGUCGAUGCAAUUGUCCAGAUACGAGUCUGAUUCAGAUGAAGAGAUAAAUGUGCAUGAUGAGAGUGAGGACGAAGGUGUAAAGCAAAAAAAGGCUAGGUCGAGAUCAACCAGUCCCUGUCGACAGAGGUCUAACGAUUUGCCCCUACAAUUAACGAAGCAUGAUCGUUGA
Molecule: messenger RNA, 1035 nt
Organism: Pieris macdunnoughi
Lineage: Eukaryota; Metazoa; Arthropoda; Insecta; Lepidoptera; Pieridae
Source: the annotation of a GenBank genome assembly